This is a messenger RNA of Spodoptera littoralis (African cotton leafworm), 1362 nucleotides long. Lineage: Eukaryota; Metazoa; Arthropoda; Insecta; Lepidoptera; Noctuidae. The record is from the annotation of a GenBank genome assembly.
AUGGCUCCUAAAGACAUGAAUUAUAUUGAAUGGGCUCACCAAACGGCGGCUGAGAAAAAAACUCAUGUGAGUUUCCCGCAGUUGAAGUACCCAUCAUUAAGAGAUGGAGGGCUAAAAGACCCCGUACAAUGGUUGGAAGGCAAAGCCAUGGACGAUGGAGCCGAAGGUUUAUGGAGAAUACGUGAUGGGCUUUACGAUUUCGAAGAAUUUCAAGAUAAACAUCCCGGUGGCGCUGAGUGGCUGGAGCUCUCUAAGGGGACAGACAUUACUGAGGCCUUCGAGUGCCAUCACUUGAAUCCUGUUGUGGAAAAGAUGAUAGAAAAGUAUUAUAAACGAGACGCCAAGACGCAAAGGAAUUCUCCGUUUACAUUUGAAGAAGAUGGUUUUUACAAAACGUUAAAACGAGCUGUGAGAGAGGAAAUAAAGAAAAUUCCUCCUAGCAAACAAAAGCGGCCAGAUUACAUUAUUGAUAGUCUUUUUGCAACCGUUUUGUUAACGUCAGCAUUAUCUUGCUGGUCUAAAGACUAUUGGACUGUAAUGGGAGCAUACCUGACAGCGUCUUUGGCUUUAGCAUGGACCACAGUCGCAUCACACAGCUAUGUUCAUAUGAAAACUAACUGGAGAAUGUACUUAUUCAAUCUAACCUUAAUGUCCUAUAGAGACUUCAGAAUAUCUCAUGCUCUUUCUCAUCAUUUAUACCCAAAUACUCUAAUGGAUUUUGAAGUUAGUGCCUUUGAACCAAUAGUCUUCUGGAAUCCGAGAAAGAAAUCUAGUCGUGUAUACUUCACACUCUUCAUUGAACUUAUUUUCUAUCCGUUUAUAGCUUUGAUCAAUUUCUCUAGAAGAUUCGCAAGCAUUUUCAUCCGUAAAGACUUCUUGACACGUCACUACAGAUGGCAUGAUGGUAUCGGCUUCCUUCUUCCUAUUUGGAUGUGCCUCGCUAGUGGUUCUUCAUUCUACCACGCAGUGAUUAUGUGGAUGUGGAUAAUUUGUACUACCAGUUUAAUUAUUUUUGCUAUCGGCACAAACGCUGCCCACCAUCAUCCCGAUAUAUUCAAAGACGGUGAUCAAGUCAGAGGUAAAACAGUCGACUGGGGCAUGCAUGAGCUCGAGGCAGUGAUGGACCGUACUGACAUCAACAACAGCCUUUUCAGGUCCAUGACAUUCUUCGGAGAUCACGCUCUUCAUCAUCUUUUCCCAACUUUGGACCAUGUAAUUUUGAAACAGCUGUACCCAGUAUUUCUGGAACAUUGCGAAAAGUUCAAAGCUAAUUUUCGAUUGACAUCAUCUUACGACCUUUUUAUAGGACAGUUGAAAAUGGCUGUCAAAGAAAAUCCUAAUGUUUUGGAUGAUUCGCGUUAG